UAUUUCACAAUACAAUUAUUCAAGCAUUGCUUUUUUGUCUCUCAUUUAUUGACCUCCCAACAAAAAUCCGACUUUUUAUUUUUACUCAGCAUUUGAAGACUUUAAUCACCAGUUUGAUUUGCAAACAGUUACUCUGGAUUUUUUUUCCUGCUGUUCAAUGAAGUUGUAAUGGCUACAAUUUUUCUGUUGUUUAUAUUUUAGUUUUCUUACUGCUCAUGCACUAUAAUUAAAUGAAUGAAAUAAAGUGCUACUUAAGACUUGAAUGUAAGUUUAAAAACAUAUAUUAAUUAAUACAUAAUAACUCUCGCGUGACCUUAAAAGUGUUCUUUUUAUAACUGUGUAUUCUCUGCACUGCUCUUAGUCUCUUUACCACUGUAAUUAAUAGUUAUAAUAACGUAUUUUAAUAGUUAUAAUAACGUAUUUUGAUACUUUGCUUGAAGUAUUCCACUUUGCCAAACUCCCAGGUGCCUUCAUGACCCCUCCACAUACAGAUGCACGCUGGGAACUGUAGUUUAUUAGCUACUAUUGCUAAAGCCAACUGUUCUAACGAACUACAUCCCCCAUCAUGCUCUGCACAUUUUCUUCCUCCUUUCCUUCCUUCCUGCAGUCUCGGCCCUUCUCCCUUGAAAAAGGAAGAUGAGAAGCCGCAGCAGCCGUCCGACACCGAACCGAACCGGACUUCUGGUGGCAUGUCGUCGGGGCGGCUGCUGACGGAGCGGAGGCCGAGCCUAGUUUCCGAUUCCCGCCCCUGAGAACUGAAGGCGCCGCUGGAGCGGCGGGUGGAGCUGCAGCCUGCCGGGCCGAACCGAAAGUCACGCCGAGCCGAACAGAGCCACUGUCGCCCACGCUCUGCCAACGAUGCACAACGACCCACAGGACUGAAGCCUCGACGGAACCCCAUCCUGACCGCAGACCAGAUCACCCCCUCCUCCUCCUCCAGGAUCAAGACUUUUUACUUGUGUGCCGGAGAAAUGCUGCAGGGCGGUUACUGGCAAGAAGACAGCUAUGAAGCGUCCCUGCAGGUGGCAGCAUGGAGCGCUCUGGCAGCAUCCAGCUGGACAUCCCAGACUUCAGCAACUCGGUCCUGUCUCACCUGAACCAGCUGCGUGUUCAGGGCCGUCUGUGCGACAUCGUGGUCAACGUCCAGGGUCAGAGCUUUCGGGCACACAAGGUGGUCCUGGCCGCCAGCUCGCCGUACUUCCGAGACCACAUGUCCUUGAGCCAGAUGAGCACCGUGUCGUUGACGGUGAUCCGCAACCCGUCGGUGUUCGAGCAGCUGCUGACUUUCUGCUACACCGGCCGACUCUGCCUCCAGCUCGCAGACAUCAUUAGCUAUCUGACUGCUGCCAGCUUCCUACAGAUGCAGCACAUCAUCGACCGCUGCACCCAGAUCCUGGAGGGCAUCCAUCUCAAGAUCAACCUGGCUGAUCUGGAUGAUGAAUCCAGAGGAGAGGAGGUCGUGCGAGGGUCUAGGAGGUCCACUGAAACUGUGGUCCGUGGAGGCGGUCAUCAGGGGGGUCUACGUCUGCUGGGAUCGCGGGGGGGAGUGGAGGCAAGUGAGGCGGGCAGUCCAACUGAGGAGCAGCUCAGCCCCCCACCGACUGUGGAACACAGCGGGCUGGAAGGGCCCCUGACGUCCAGCAGGGUGGCCAAGGAGCCCAUCCUACGCAUAAACCGUGCCGGCCAGUGGUACGUGGAGACGAGCAGCGAGCCAGAGCGGGCCGGCAGCGCAGAAGAGGGCGGGGACGGAAUCAGGAUCAAGACAGAGAGGAUGGAAGAGUGGAUCGGAGCAGGAGACAACCAGGAGGACGGGGUGCAGAUGGAGGAGGGGGCAACCGUGAUGAUCGACUCCUCUGGACGCAGCACACUUGUGACAGGGCCACUGGGAGCUCUGGGGGCCCGGAGUGCACAGCCGUCUUCCAGCUUUAGCGAGACGGACAGGUUCAGCCCGACCGGCAGCGUGGUCGUCCUGACGGAGCGCCAGAGAGCGAAGAGCGAGUCUCCCAGCAGAGCAGACGAGCUACGGCAGCCAAGCUCACAGGGGGAGGAGCAUCCAGCGUUCGACAUGGGCGGCUACGAGGAGUACCUGAGGGAGCAGGUAGGAGACCGCUGGUACCGCUACAACCCUCGGCUCACCUGCAUCUACUGCUGCAAGUCCUUCAACCAAAAAGGCAGCCUUGACCGCCACAUGCGUCUGCACAUGGGCAUCACGCCGUUCGUCUGCCGCAUCUGCGGCAAAAAGUACACCCGCAAGGACCAGCUGGAGUAUCACAUCCGCAAGCACACGGGCAACAAGCCCUUCCAUUGCCACGUCUGCGGGAAAAGCUUCCCCUUCCAGGCGAUCCUCAACCAACACUUCCGCAAGAACCACCCAGGCUGUGCCCCCCAGGAGGCCCACAGCGCCUCCCCUGAAACCACCACCACCUCCGUCACGUCGAGGGGAGGCCCGAGCGACGAGGCCUCCCCGAGCCAAGAGGAGCCAGAAGGCGGCGGAGGAGGAGGUGGGAGCAGCAGCGGAGGGCAGUACGGGGACGGCCCCCAAGCCUCUGUUUCCACCACAGGGCCCGACUGAUCCCCAUGAAAGGAUGGGAGUGGAGGGUGACAGACCAGGAGGGGUCAUCCAGUUGCACCAGAACUGGAUGCAGAACGGCCUGAAGUCAACUGAGCCCUUAAAAGAGUCCAAACUGAGAUUUUAUUUCCGCUUUAAACCGUAUCUACCUUCACCAAGCGAACCGGACAGAUUAAGCUAAAAUGAAGAAAUGCCACACACGUGUACAACCUCAUGCACCGCACAGUUCCGGGGUUCUCCUUUGCCUCCGUCUUAUUAAUGCUACACAGUUCUGCUUUUUAGUACGUAACAGCCUCACCAUGCAACUCCGACACAGUUUGCCAAACAGUGGAACAGGUCAACCCGUGGUAAUUGCCUUGAGACAAUCCAGAGCCGUCAGGUCAACGACAUACCCCUCACGCUCUUCAAGUGCCACGUCUGACAUUUUGUCGCACAAAAACGUCCAAGAGAAAGUGCAGCUGCAAGAGCUCCGGUGUGAUCGAGUCGCUCGUGUGUUUUCUUCGUCACAUUUCAAGACCCUUAACAGGUUUCUCACUUAACUUGCACAGAUAUACCUCAUUUAGUUACACUUACCUAAUAUUUCACUCAGAGCCGUUACAUUUAACCUGUUAGUCUUUUUUUUUUUAAAUGCAAUGUCUUCAGUUUGAAAUGAAAUUUGGUCCAAACAAGUUCUGUUCAUCAGCAAUUGUUUUCUGAGCAAAACCAAAUGCAAAGAGUUAUAAUGACUUACAGCAAUUUUGAUCUUCAGCAGUUAGUGUUAAAAGUAUUUUAACAUCUUGUGUUUUUUGAUGUUCAGUCAUAAUACGUCCCAUCACACGGUCUUAUUUCCGUUGCCUGUGACAUCAGCGUCAAUGCCCGAUUCUCUGAGCAUUGUAGGUUUUAAACUCUGUAAGCAUCUGGUCGGAUCAAACUCGAUGAAAGGACAAAUUCACAGCUGGACGUCCAAAAGCUGUACAGCGUACAGCCGCAGAUAAGCUACACACAGCUCAGUUACCUCUGAUCACUACGCAAUACAGCUGCUGCACAGCGCCGCCACCACGGAGCAUUUCUGUUCACGCACUCCAGGGUUUCUGUCUAAACCAAACCAACAUUUACUGUUUUUUUAUGUUUUGUUUUUCUGUGCACAAUGUGUGUGACCCAAAAUCCUUUUUUUUUUUUUUGUGGUUAGGGAGCGCAAACCAGUUCCUGUCACUGGUAUGUGUUAAACCUGCUGCACUCUAAUGCUACCGUCUCCAGAUUGGCCUGAAAAUCUUCUACAACAACCUGGAAAACAGCCGGACAGCUGGCAGCUCUAGUGAACGGUGUGUAAAUGUCUGCGGCAUGACGGCAGCCGUCCAUAUCAAGGCGGCCGGUGGGGACUUGAUAUGUGCCAUACUGCACCACUGCUCAUUCGCACAUCAGAUUCUUCCUCUUUGCUCUUCUUGUGGGCAUUACUCUUCUUCUAUGAGUGAUUCAGCAAGCACAAUGGUCUGUCGUCUUCGUAGUUUUCUCAGCAUCAAACGCAAUUGCUCCAGACGCAGGUCGCUUGAGUCGCUGUGGUGCUAUCAACACCAUGAUGAGUUUUGUGCAUUGCCAGGCCCCUGGCCCGGUCAACAGCCCUCAUCGAGUGCCCUUAACAGAUGAUUUCCAACAGUUGGACGGUGGCAGUGGGGAGGCAAGACGGUGGUUGGAGGGUAGCAGUAUUAAUCAGCCGAUUAUCAGGCAAGUUUGGGGACCUUGGAGACCCUCCUAUCAGUCAGUUAUUGCGCUGCUGCCUUCCUGCCACACGCCUGUCACUGGACUGCCACUGCGCGACCUCCAAAUGUGCCUGGGGGGCCACCGAUCGAUGUCAAAAACUCGUCCGGUCACUGUAAAAUGUAAAGUUUCUCUUAAAACCUCAGUGUCCACCGUGUAGCGUGUAAGAAUGCGUUUACUGCCUUCCGAUUACAAAUCCCGCUGCGUGGCCACCUGCCGAAUUUGCUAAAAAACUUCCAUUUAGGUUGCCACGCCGAGGGUUUUUUGGGAUAUGUGACCGUAGUCUUAACUGUUGCGAGUUAGUAUGAUUUGAAGAUUAACAUAUUAUAGAUUAUCAACUUUUCACCCACAGUUCUGUUGCUAACUAUUGGCAUUUUUAAAAUUCAGCACAGAAUUAUGGGUAAUUUAAAGACAACCAAUUAAUUUAUUUUCAGUUAGAAAUGAUUGCAGAGAGAAAAAGAGAUUUUGCUUUUAUCUAAACUGUUGUAAGUUAGUUUGUGUUUUGAACCUUCAACGGUUGUAAUUUUAUCGCCUUUUAUGAAUUUCAUUUGCUAGAGUUGGUUUUUCCACCAUCCUGGUAGGUUUCUUCAAAGCCAGCUUAUGUCUACGUUUGCGUCUAUUAAAUUACAAAUUUAUUAAAUCACCUCUAUAAUGUAAAAUUGCUUAAAAGUAAAUUUAAUUCCUGUUUAUUUAUUUGCUCAUUUGCAGUUUUUUCAGCUUUACUUUAAUGCUUUUAAUUUAAAAUCAUCUUUUCAACUAAAAACUUUAUAAAUGUUAGUUGUUUUGAGUAAUGCAAGCCUGAAAGGUUAUGCAAUUUGACAGAGCCGAGUUUAAUGGAAGAACUGUGUGGAGUGCAGCAGCUUUAAAACCUAACAGAUGACAGUGGAGCUCAGUUCACACACAGGAAAGCAUCGCGGCGGGACUCAGACCCCGUGGGACCGGAUGGAUGUAGUGGCCAAGCCAUGAAGCUGGACAUUUAGAAGAAAAAGAGAAAUGAAAUGGGGGAAUAAAGGUCUCCAGAAGUCUUUCCUACUUGUGGCCAAAACCAGGUCGCACCAUCUGGCAAUCACAGGGGGAGAAAAAGGCAUGGCCAUAAUCACUUCAGCACUUAACAGGCGAGAAAAACUGGGGUGCAAAGAUUUUAUCAAAGCUGAGCUAUAAACAAAUGGAACCAUAAUAUCAGACAAACAUAUUUAAACUUUGAUACCUGCAUAUGGAAAAAUGUAUUCUUUCAAAACGAUGAACUGAACUCAUUUGUACGCAGGUUUAGCAGGCAGCACACGAAUGGCCAAUUACUGUUUUCUACAGGACUGUGAAUCCGAUUCUCAGUGGACGGUAAAUGUUUUUUUAUGCAAGCAAAGCCAGCGGCUCUGCUCCUCGCUCCGAGUGACUCCAGCUCUCCUCACGGCGGGAGCCGCCGCGACGCUCACUCUUUCAGGCUUAUCCAGGAACUAUCAGGUAUAAAGACUCUUCUUCGAUUUCCCUCAAGUGGACGUUUCCCUUCCGCUUCGUAGCAGAGCGUUAACGGAUGACCUCAGUGCGGUUUGCACCCUGCAACAAAGAACUGACCUACAAAUGAACAAAUGAGAAGAUGUGAUGAGAUGAUCGUGGGGUUUUCAGUGGUGGAUGACAGAAUUGACACCAAUCGGGGCUGGGCAAUAUGAGGAGGGAGGAUCAAAGCAGCAGCACAUGCAGGUUUGGGUUUAAAUUGAUCACUUUAUUUGCUAUUUCACUUCGUUUGUAGUUUAUUUAACAGGUGUGUUUUUUAAACUGUUCACAGUCUUAUACUGAAAAUGACUUUAAAGCACACCACCAACCUCUUUAAGAAAUUUUUUUGUUUUCUGUGUGGUCGAAUGAAUACAACCAUAGAAAAGAGCGGAUUAAUGACAAAAAUGAAAACAUAUUUGACAUCAUUCUCAUGUCUGGCAGAACUUUUCUCUUGUGGUUUUGUCUGGGAUGUGAGUGCGUUCACUCAUUUAUCCUUUUUUUUCACCAAUGGCUAGAUACCAACUACACCUUUUCUGCUUUAAAUCUAGUUAAAACUGCUGGUAACCCCAUGCUGCUGCUGCUGCUGCUGCUUUAUCUGUGUUUUCUUGUAGUUUUUACAGUGUGAGAGAAAACCUCCCAGAAGGUUUUGCAAACAGUUGGAAGUCCUCACCAGAAAGAACAAUGUUCUUUUUCCUAUUACCCCUGGAAAAAGUCCUUUUAACAAAUGCAAAAAUUAAAAAUCAAACCCUGCUGACUGUGACUCAGGCUUAGAUAACUGAAAAUUUCACUUAAAAAGCAUGUUGCUCAGCCCUUGAUACAAUAAUUAAAACUGUUGGUUUUCUUCAUCUGAAACUCCUGGAACUAAGAGAUUAUACUUUUUAUAUAUAUCUAUAUAAGAGUGUGUUUUCACAAAUGCUACGCUUUAUGUUUCCUUUUGUCACUAAUUAUUUUUUUCUUCCUGCUUUGAGUUGGAAAACAACGCGGUUACAACUUUACAGCAAAGCAACACAUCAUUUCACGUCAGGAAUAAGCUGAGCCGCUCUGGUCCGGAUCCUCUAAAGGAGUCUACAGGGAGAAUAGUCAGAUCACAGCGCUGUCAUGCAUUUUUGAACUCAUUAUUUACACACACACACGUU
Molecule: messenger RNA, 6927 nt
Organism: Oryzias latipes (Japanese medaka)
Lineage: Eukaryota; Metazoa; Chordata; Actinopteri; Beloniformes; Adrianichthyidae
Gene: zbtb37
Product: zinc finger and BTB domain containing 37
Biological process (GO): regulation of transcription by RNA polymerase II
Molecular function (GO): DNA-binding transcription factor activity, RNA polymerase II-specific; RNA polymerase II cis-regulatory region sequence-specific DNA binding; protein binding
Source: RefSeq, a predicted model, not a curated record